Messenger RNA from Notechis scutatus (mainland tiger snake), 3228 nucleotides. The record is from RefSeq and is a predicted model, not a curated record. Lineage: Eukaryota; Metazoa; Chordata; Lepidosauria; Squamata; Elapidae.
AUUUGGUGUACGUGAAUUAUGGCAGGAUAGAGGAUUUCCAGAGAUUAGAGCGAGAAAUGGGAAUUAAUUGUUCCGGGAAAAUUGUCAUUGUCAGAUAUGGGAAGAUCUUCAGAGGAAAUAAGGUGAAGAAUGCUUACCUGGCUGGAGCCAAAGGCCUCAUUUUAUACUCGGACCCUGCUGAUUCUUGUGCUCCUGGAGUUCAGCCUUACCCAGAUGGCUGGAAUCUGCCAGGAGGUGGAGCCCAACGUGGCAAUGUCCUCCUUCUGGAUGGUGCUGGAGAUCCUCUCACUCCAGGAUAUCCAGCUAAAGAAUAUGCCUAUCGCUUGAAGGAAGCUCAAAGUGCAGCAAACUUAAAUAUUCCUGUCCACCCCAUUGGUUAUCAUGAUGCUGAGAAGCUCUUAAAGGAAAUGGGAGGCGCUCCUGCACCUGAUGACAGUUGGAAGGGGCAGCUUUCCGUGCCAUAUAACGUGGGACCUGGGUUUACGGGAACUUCUUCAAAAAGAAAAAUAAGAAUGCACAUCUACAGCUUCAAACAAGUGAGACGGAUUUACAAUGUGAUUGGAAUUCUCCGAGGAGCAAUAGAGCCAGAUAGAUACGUCAUUUUGGGUGGCCACCGUGAUUCAUGGGUGUUUGGUGGGAUUGAUCCCCAAAGUGGAGCUGCGGUUGUUCAUGAGGUCGUCCGAAGUUUUGGGAAGCUGAAACAGGAAGGUUGGCGACCCAGGAGGACAGUCAUUUUUGCUAGUUGGGAUGCUGAGGAGUUUGGCUUAAUGGGAUCAACAGAAUGGGCAGAGGAAAAUGUCAAAAUACUACAAGAGCGGGCUGUGGCCUACAUCAAUGCAGAUUCUUCUAUAGAAGGUAACUACACUCUUCGAGUUGACUGUACCCCAUCGAUGCAUAGCCUGGUAUACAAUCUAACUAAAGAGAUACCAAGUCCAGAUGAAGGAUUUGAAGACAGAUCUCUUUUCGAAAGCUGGUAUGAGAAAAACCCAUCAAGGGAACAUAAAGGCUUCCCAAGGAUAAACAAACUGGGUUCCGGCAAUGAUUUUGAAGUCUUUUUCCAAAGGUUGGGAAUUGCUUCUGGUAGAGCCCGUUACACUAAAAACUUUAAAGUGGACAAGUUCAGCAGCUACCCGGUUUAUCACAGUGUCUAUGAGACGUACGAGAUCGUGGAAAAGUUUUAUGACCCAACUUUCAAGAAUCACUUGGCUGUAGCCCAAGUGCGAGGCGGGCUGGUGUUUGAGCUGGCUGAGGCUGUCAUCCUCCCUUUUGACUGCAGAGAUUACGCCAAGGCACUUAAUAGCUAUGUGGAUAUCAUUUACAACAUAACCAUGAAACAUCGGGCAGCGAUGGAAGUACACAAAGUAUCAUUAGAUUUGCUUCGGGAUUCCGUAAAGGCAUUUUCAGAAGUGGCUAAUGACUUUCAUCGCAGACUUGAAUUAGUGGACAUCCAUAACCCACUUGAAGUAAGAUCUUGGAAUGAUCAAUUGAUGUUCUUGGAAAGGGCAUUUAUUGAUCCUCUUGGAUUGCCUGGCAGACCAUUUUAUAGACACAUCAUCUUUGCUCCAAACAGUCACAACAAGUACGCUGGAGUGUCCUUCCCUGGGAUCUAUGAUGCCCUGUUUGACAUUGAUCACAAAGCAGACCAAGAGAAAGCCUGGGAAGAAGUGAAGAAGCAGAUCUUCAUUGCUGCUUUCACCAUAACAGCUGCAGCUGGGACUCUCAAAGAAACACCAUGAUUUGCUAGACACCAUGAUUUCAUAGUUCUCGGGUCAACGCUACUUCAGUUGGAUCUUGCUGACAUCAUGAUUAACUUGGUAUAUGUUGUGCUCCUAGUAGAUUAAAGAUCAUUAAGUACACUCUGGCUAAAAGAGCCGUUCAGCACAAGCUGAAGCCAAUAUUAUUCAUCCAUAUGGAUGCUCCCGUGAAAUUCUUUGCUCUCACUGUCUAUCCAGAAAAUAGCUCCGAUGAGUUGAAUUGUUGUUAGAUGAUCUGCUGACAUUGAGAAAAAUCUCCAUGUUUUUUAGACCUGGGCAGAUGGGAAGAAGAGGCGGGAAGAGAUUGAGACAAUCUUUGAUGAUUGUUUUUCUGAUCACCAAAGCUAAUGUAAUGAAAAAAAAAAAAAAACCACCCCUGCUUAAAACACGUGUUUUAUCUGGACCAUAACUUCUAUGAAGAUUUUAUCUAGGACUUUAAUACCUGUUGACCUUAAGUGACACAAACACACACCUGUUGUAGGUUUAUUUAGGCGUGGUGACAGAGUUGAGGAUGAGAUGAUAUAGUUGCUAUAACAAGGGUCCUUUUUAUUACAACAGGAUCCAAUGUUAAGAUAUUAAACUCAAGACUGAAAUUCUGUCCUUCUUUGCUCUUAUGCAAUAUCAUUUAAUAGUAUUUCAUCUUCCUAUAAUUAAGUUUUCAACCUCAAUAUUCUUUGUUGGUUGUUUCUUUUCCUCUUCUUUAAGGAUUAUCUCUGUGGGCUGUUUUUCCUUCUUUGCUUCUUUUCAACUCUUUUCUCUUCGCUCUUCAUUUUAGGUAUCACAAUUCUUGCAUGCCAUAGACUAUUUUUAACCAUCUGAUUUUGGAGCUUUAAUGGCAGGAAGGUCAAAGGUAUUUUCGCCCCUCAAGUCCCUUUGUGUACAAAACCAUGAAGUUUUUAAUUAAUAUUUCAAUCCUAAACUGUCAAUAUGCAAGGUUAAUUUUAUGGAGCUACAGUAGAUAGCCAUACUUUCUCAUCUCCAUAUCUCAUCUCCAUGAUGCAAGGACUUACCUCUCCGCAGAAGGCUUUCAUGCUGAGAAAGCUGGAAGUAAAAAGAAGAAGACAACCAGCAACAAGGUGGAUGGAUUCAGUUGCAGGGAUGAUACAAGUGAGGGAUUGCCAGCAAGAUCCAACAGAGUCACAUAUGACUUCUCAAAAAUUAAAAGAACUGAUGAAGAAGAAGCCAUCUUGAGUUGACCCCCUGCCUCCAAGGAUGCCUUUCUUAUGGCAUUCAUUUGAGUUAAGCUUCAUUUAUUGUGAUUUGAAAUAACCUUCAGGUAUUAUGAAAAAAAAAUGCUCUCAUUCAUUCAGUCAUUCAGUCAUUCAUUAGUUGAUUGAUUGAUUGAUUGAUUCAUUCAUUCAUUCAAUGUGUAUAGAUGUCCAUCCCACAUUUGUGACCCUGAACAGCUCAUAUAAUUAAAAUACAACCAGUAAACAAAAUACAGAGUUCAAUAACAAACAUAAUAACUCCCCUU